This is a messenger RNA of Hylaeus volcanicus, 2692 nucleotides long. RefSeq names its product intraflagellar transport protein 20 homolog (gene IFT20). Gene Ontology annotation, cellular component: centrosome; intraciliary transport particle B; cilium. The transcript has 3 exons. Gene Ontology annotation, biological process: protein localization to cilium; intraciliary transport; centrosome localization. NCBI's taxonomy places the organism in Eukaryota, Metazoa, Arthropoda, Insecta, Hymenoptera, Colletidae. The record is from RefSeq and is a predicted model, not a curated record. The coding region runs from base 13 to 405 and encodes 130 amino acids.
UUAUUUAAGAAAAUGGCCGACUCUUUGGCAAAGUAUGGGAUUUACAUUGAUGAUUUAAGUAAGAUACGUGUAUUAGAACCGGAAGUGGCGAAUCAGACAAACAAGCUCAAAGAAGAAUGCCGGAAUUUCAUUUCGAAAAUUACCGAGUUUCAAACGAAUUCCGAUGAAUUUAUACAAAUAAUUGAUCGAUUGGCGAACGAAGUGGAAAAGGAGAAAAUGAAAACGAUUGGAACCCGAAAUUUACUUCGUUCCAUGGCGAAAGAAAGAGAGGCUCAAAAACAACAAAUUCAGGCGCAAAUUGUUGAGAGAUCUAUGGAGCUUGAGAGACUUCGUAUACAAUAUGAUUCUUUAAAAAAAAUUGAAAUGGAACAGUUAGAAACCAUUGAACAAUUAACUGUGAAUUAAAAACUUGAAUCAGUUAAAAGAAUUGUAAUUAAUUGUAAUUUUCGAUUUAAGGAGCGCAAGUAAAAUUACAAAAAUAAUUAGAGCGACAUAUAUUAUGAAACAAGAUAUUUAUACAUAAGUUUAUGACGAAGUUUGCAGUUAAGACGGUAUCGGGGUUUAAACCCUUCUUAAUAAGACGGCGUCGAAUGUACAUACAUAUUGUGAAGGUUCUCAACCCCUGAAUCAGAAAGGCACAUCAGUUAAUUCUGACAAUGAGUGAUACUAGGUACUGCUUCUAGUAUUCAUAUGCUAUUGAUCUCCUUGACAAUAGUGUUAUUUUCUCCUUUUCGUAAAUGUUACGAUUAUUUUCUUUCUAUAAUUAAGAACAGUUUUUCAUACAAUUACUGUCUACUAACAGCCGCAAUUACAUGUGAGCAUUGGUAAAAGAUGAAUAACAAUAAAAAAGUCUAAAGCAAGUUGUGAAGAUACCGCGGAUAAUUUAUAUUAAUUGUUUAUCCAACAGCUAUACUGUUUUAGUGAACAGAAACGUUGCAUUUUGUAAAUACGCAAUCGUUGCGGUAUUCUAUAUGAUGAAAUAGUGGUAUAAUGAAACCAUGUUUGUGAGAUAACAAAUAUCUUGUGAAGCAGUAUUUCUAUAUUUUACUUAUUAAAAAUGUUUCUUAUUUAUGUAUCAUCACCAUGUAAAAAAGAAAUCGAACUAGUCAUAUAGAUGAAAAACUAUGUAAGCACAUAGUGUGGAUAUAACGAUUUCGACUGAAAUAAAGUACAUACUUCUUAAAAACAGAUAAAUAAUUUAAAUAUUUUCCCAUCCUCCCUUUUUACACAUUUCUUAUGUUAAUUUAGUCUACUUUUCAACACAUAUUUUAUGAAUGUUCAAAUUGUUUGCGUUUAGAUUUGAAUCUGAUUAAUAAUUUUAUCAAAGUAUUUUUAUCGUUUAAAUGAAUAUCGUGAUACGUUAUUAUAAAUUUGCAAAACAUUUCUGAUGUUAUAUGAAAUUUGAAAAGAAAUUUAGAAUUUUUCAAGUUAGAUAGUACCCCAUAGUACAGCGCAUACCCUUUUACCAGUAUUUUUAGUACAAGAUCACAAAUUGGUAACGCAUAAUACGCAAUUGUUCUCAAUACACGAUACAGUUUACACAUAUCGAGACUACUCGCACACCCAUCCAUUCAACCACUAUACCCAGGGAUUCAAAAAUAAACUUUAUUUCGUAAAAGUAAGAAAUGGUAUCGUGUUGAAUUACAAAUAUAAAUCCUAUGGUCUAAAUUUAUAAAUAUGUACAAUUACAUAUCUACUAUGGAUGUCAUCUAAAAACUCAAAGAGUAUAUUUCGUAAAUGUUGAUGGAGCAAAUGGGAUGAUGUGUCAUUGAUAUAAUCGGGUUGUUUUUUUAUGUAAAAAUCGAAACUAUAGACACGAAGAAAGUCGUUUGAAAAAUGUGAAAGUUUAAAAUCAAAUGUAUUUUUGACCUAAUCAUUACUGUAUCUUACGCACUAUUCGUAAAAUCUUACAAGGCUUUGAUUUAGUAAAUGAUUUUAGACUGAUGUUAUUUAUACUUGCCAUCUACCUUAUCAUUACCAUAGAAAGUACUUAUAAAGAGAAACAUCUAUUACUUUGUUAAUUAUACAGAAUUAUGUUUGAAUACCUUACAUAUUUUGUACACGAUGUUAUAAAAAUGUUAGACCGUAUAAUGCAUUAUUCAUUAAUAACACUAUCCAACAUGAACUUUGUUCUGCAAUAUCCACUGAGUGAUUCUUAUAGUGUUUCUCGUCCUAAAUACGAAUCUGAAAGUCAAAUUGUUCUAUUGCUAGAGUACUACAUUUUCUCUCAAAAUCGAUCGACUUUACAAAACCUCGCGUUUUUUGAAAACUGAGGGUGAUGGACCAAUUUGGCUUCCAGAUUCGUAUUUAGAACGAGGAACACUAUAAGAAUCUUCUAAUGGAUAUCGCAAAACCUAAAAAAAGUUUUAAUUUGUUGGACAGUGUAACAAAUGCAAUGAAACUAUUUUAAGUCAUCGAUUUUCGCGUAAAAAUUAAAAGAUGAAUGUUCAUUUCCAUUCAACAAAAAGAUUCAUUCACAUCAUAGUAGACUUCUAAUACGAUGAUGUAACCAGUAAAAUAUCAUCCUCAUGUGCUCCAACUCAUCAGUCUGCCACCAAUAGCCAGCACUAACAUUACUUUACAUGUUAUUUGAAGUAACUGUAUUGAUCGCCGUCGAGUAUCCGUUCAAAAUUCACAGUUCAAUAGAAUUACAGCAUUUUACAUAAAUUCACAUUCACUCAUCUGUCCCCAG